GAACCUGAGGGAAAGAGGAAGUUCUGCUGGAAACGUCCUGUAAAGAGGCUCUGAUGUCCGGACAGCGGGAGGGAGAGCCCCGGCCUGAGGAGGAGCAGGUUCCUGUGAUAUAGGAUUGUCCGAUGACAUCAUCAGUACCAGAUACUGGAUGGAGACAGGGACAAGAUGGUGGAGAGGAUAUUAAAUCUUACCUUAGAGAUACUCUUCCUGCUUACUGGAGAGGAUUACUCCACGGUGAAGAAGACGUCUGGUAAUCUGAUACAUGAGAAGAACAAUGAGAAGAUCCUAGAAGUCGUCCACAAGAUGAUGGAGCUGCUGACUGGAGAGGUUCCUAUAAGGUGUCAGGAUGUCGCUGUCUAUUUCUCCAUGGAGGAGUGGGAGUAUUUAGAAGGACACAAGGGUCUACACAAGGAGGUGAUGAUGGAGGAGGACCAGCCCCUCACAUCUCCAGAGAGAUCCAGUCAGAGGACAACACCAGAGAGAUGUCCGCGUCCUCUCCUUCCACACGAUGGUCAGAUUUUAUAUCAGGAUGAAGAUCUGCGCAAUAUUAAUGCUACAGAGACAGAUGUGAGGGGCGAUGAGGAAUACAAGGAGGAGACUCCUACAGAGACAGAUGUGAGGGGUGAUGACCAGUGUGAAAAGGACAUUCCUACAGAUAAGAGCCCAGCAGGCGCCUUCCCCAGGUCCUUACAGUGUCCCCCAGUACUCAGAUACCCCCAGGACUUACAGUAGGACCAAACUGUGUAACAGCCGGACCUUCCCCUGAAGAAUAAUACAAAGCACAUAUCAGAUAUAGAACUCAUCAGUAGAUGACUGGACCGAGAUGGGGAUAGUAAUCAGAUGGUGGAACUAACGGAUGAUGGGGGUUAUAUGGUGAGCGGAUGAUUGAACAGACAAUAAGUGACCCUGACUGGAGCUUUCCUUAGAUCUGU
Molecule: messenger RNA, 932 nt
Organism: Bufo bufo (common toad)
Lineage: Eukaryota; Metazoa; Chordata; Amphibia; Anura; Bufonidae
Product: gastrula zinc finger protein XlCGF66.1-like
Exons: 7
Coding region: 166-732 (188 amino acids)
Biological process (GO): regulation of DNA-templated transcription
Source: RefSeq, a predicted model, not a curated record